This is a messenger RNA of Puccinia triticina, 975 nucleotides long. RefSeq lists its product as uncharacterized. The record is from RefSeq and is a predicted model, not a curated record. NCBI's taxonomy places the organism in Eukaryota, Fungi, Basidiomycota, Pucciniomycetes, Pucciniales, Pucciniaceae. The transcript is spliced from 2 exons. The coding region runs from base 1 to 975 and encodes 324 amino acids. Gene Ontology annotation, molecular function: RNA binding.
AUGCAAUAUGGGCGGAUAUGCAACAUGGCAGACACUACUCACCCGGGGGAAGCGAGCAGACCCCCAGCAGGAAGACCCAGCAGCAGGAUGGCGGAGACAGCGAAGCGACCGACGAAGAAACAGCUCAAGACGAGCGCAUUCAGGAGCAAGAAGAAGAUCAAGGAGCUCCUCGAGGAGAAGAGCCAGGCACUCCCCGAGCAGGACGAGGAGGACAACCAGCCAGAAGAGAACACCAAAGCAUCCAAGAAACGCAAACGAGAGAAAACACAGCCGGAGGAAGAGGAGAACGAGGAUGAAAAACCCAAGCCCGAAACGAUCGUCACGACGGCAUCCAAGCGGAGGAAGCGGAAGAACGCAGCCAAGCUGAAAGAGAAGGAAGAGAUCCAGAAACGGAAGAGCUCGAAACUGAUCCUGUUUGUCGGCAACCUGCCCUUCGACAUCUCCGUCGAGCGGCUCAAGAGCUUCUUCUCAGAACAUUGUGGGGAAGAGCCGUCGGUGAGGCUGAUGACUCCGAAAACGAGCCAGUCCACGGACGGCAAGCCGCCAGCGACGAAAGGCUGUGGGUUCAUCGAGUUCGAGAGCUCGGCGGCCCUGCAGAAGGCGCUCCGGCUGCACCACACCCCGCUGAGUGCGGAGACCGGCGGGCCGGCGAACUCGAGGGAGAACGUGGAGAAGAAGGCCCGGAAGAUCAACAUCGAGCUGACGGCCGGCGGCGGCGGGAGCUCGGAGAACAGGCGGCUCAAGAUCCGGAACUCCCUCCAAAGACUCGCCAAGCAGAGAGACAAAAUCCUCGAGAAACGCAUCAAAUCUUCCUCCCUCGAGAAAGCCAACUCCGGCCAGCGCACGGCCGACCCCCAGUUCGACGUCUCCAUCAAGCGCGGCAGCCGCCCGAAUCCGCUCAAGAAAUCCACUCGGCAAGCUACCGCCCGGUUCAAACCCCACUCCAGUGGCGCCAAUGCCAUCAAGCUGGGGUAA